Puntigrus tetrazona (Sumatra barb) is the source of this 945-nucleotide messenger RNA. Its product is annotated as rhodopsin. The coding region runs from base 1 to 945 and encodes 314 amino acids. NCBI's taxonomy places the organism in Eukaryota, Metazoa, Chordata, Actinopteri, Cypriniformes, Cyprinidae. The transcript has a single exon. Gene Ontology annotation, molecular function: G protein-coupled receptor activity. The record is from RefSeq and is a predicted model, not a curated record. Gene Ontology annotation, biological process: G protein-coupled receptor signaling pathway. Gene Ontology annotation, cellular component: membrane.
AUGGAGGUCCAAGACUGGAUUGAAUCAUCAAUCCGAGCGUUUUUCUGCUUGACCGGCAUUACGGGGAACUUCUGGCUGGGUUUGCGUUCUCUUCCCAAAUCUAGAUCUCAAGUGCGACCCAACGACGUCCUCUUCAUUAACCUGGCAGCGUCCAAUCUGAUCACAAACUGCCUGGUGGAUCUUCCAGACACGCUGGCGCAGUUUCUCAACAGCUGGUUCAUGGGGAAAAACUACUGCGGCGUGCUUCAGUUCUCAUCCGAUCUCUCGGAGACCAGCAGCAUCUUCACCACCAUGUUCAUCAGCAUGUACUGGCACCAGAAGCUGGUGGGCUCCAUCAGACGCGGAGGAGCUCCGGUGCAGAUGGAUAACAUGAGGUUAGUCGUCCUGUUGCUCGCCGGGAGCUGGAUGGUGGCGUUGAUGUUCAGCGUGCCCCACUUUUUCAUCGCGGAGCACGAUGGGAACGAGACUUUGGAAGUCUGCGAAGAGCGUUUCCCGACGCCCGCGGAGAAGAAGUCCUUCGAUGCUCUGUAUCUGAUUCUGGCCAACGUGGUCCCGCUUGUCGGGAUCACGUAUGCGAGCGUGCAGAUCGUCUUGACGCUGCUCCGGAGUCAAAAACGAAUCACGGACCACUCCAAAGGAAGAAAUGCACCACCUACGGAAGAAAACGCGGACAAAAAGUCUAAAGUCGGGAAUACCGUCGCCAACCAGCAGGUCAGAUCCAAUCCGUCUUCGAGCAACCAGAUCCGAGCGGCCAAAAGCGUGGUUGCGGUCGCCACCAUCUUCAUCGUCUGCUGGUUGACUCACCUCGUUCUCCGCAUCUACAGCAGCUUCAGAAACUCAAUCCUGGCUGUCAAACUCACCAAUUUUAUAGGAGCGUCUUACACCUGUUUCGUCCCGUACGUCUACCUGCACGGCGUCAAGAAACUCAACUGCUCGUGGCGGUAG